AUUUCAUUAAAUUGGGUGCUAUUUGGAUGACUGGUUUCCAGAUAACAGAUCCCAUACUUGUUCUUGUAGCUAUCAUCUUCCUCCCCUAAGGGGCCCCUCACUGAGGCUGGCAGCCCAGGGCACACGUUUUGUUUCUGCCCUACCCUAAAACUGACCCUGACACAACGGGUUAACUGUGGGACCUGGAAAUAUCCCAGUAAAAUCUCCUUUACGUCAGAUAUCAAUUGUUCAUAUCUCUCGCUCCAGGUGCAGAAUACAUUGCUCACAUUAUUGUGUCAGGAUUCCCACUUAUCCCAGUUCAAGCUCAAUGACAUCGAUAACUGGAAAUGUUAAUGAGAAAAAAAUCAUUAUGCAGAGAAGAGAGGGAACAUCCGAUAAAAGCCAGCUGACAGCAAAACAAGAGACAGAGGCAAGUUGAAAACUAUUGGAGUGAGUGUCCCACCACUUUUUUUCUGUCCGGUAGGCCUAUAAAACCAUAUAAGGUCUUUCAUAGUGAAAGAAGUGGGAUGAAUACAAAGCAUUAAAUGUAAAGACAGACAAAUUAAGUGUCCCAAGGGGAUGGAUCAACAUAUUGAUUGAGGAGGAUCUUCCCCUCCCAACUCACAAGGAGUAGGACCUCCCAGUUCUUCUCUCCUUCAGCAGCAUCCUGACACUGCCUUGUCUUACUCUGCAGCCACUGGAGACGGAGCAAUGCUUUUUGGAGCUUUAUCCUUUUAAUAAUAGCUUCUGAUUCUUCUGUUCAGAUCUGUGAAUCACUGGCAAGCACAACUCCUCCUCUUCUUUUAUUUACCCAGGGACUGACGGCACUGAAACCUGCAGCUCUGGAGCAUCAAGACCACGGAGGGAUGAACUGAGACUUGUGUGCUUCUGGCAAAGCUACACAUUUGCCCGUCUCAGAUUUUCUCUUUCCCAAAUGGAGCAAGGAUUUUGAGUCUUGCUUUAACUCCGCACCAUAAUGACUAGAUCAUCCCUACAUCAAACGGGGCAUGGUGCCGUUCUUAGCUGACUUUCUCAUAAAAGGAAAAGAUAAGACAAAUGACACAUGUAAAGUCACACUGAGCGGCACUGUUGGAAAAGAGCAACGCCAGAUGUAAGUUUUAAUCUAUGGAUGUUGUGCACAAAUGACUCCCAGCCUUAUACUGACAACCGACGUGAGCAGCUAUGAGAUCCAGGCUUUGGAAGAUGACAAAUUAGUUCACUAAACUGUUCUGAAAGGCUGAAACUGCAGAUAUAACAUGCUGCUUAAUAAUACUUCCACAAACGUAAUGGGGCCACUUGAUAACAUGCCAGAGUCUAUUUGGGGUAAUAACACUCUCAACGGCACUUCUACUGACUCGCCUGGAAUUGCCAUCUUUAUCUCUUUUGUAUACUCCUUAGUGUGUGUCAUAGGAUUAUGUGGAAAUACGGUGGUGAUCUAUGUUAUCUUGCGCUAUGCCAAAAUGAAAACUGCCACCAACAUCUACAUUCUGAAUCUUGCUAUUGCUGAUGAACUCCUUAUGCUCAGUGUCCCUUUUCUGGUGACUUCUACCCUUCUCCGUCAUUGGCCUUUCGGGUCUCUGCUGUGUAGGCUGGUCCUCAGCUUGGAUGCUAUGAACAUGUUCACCAGUGUCUACUGCCUUGCUGUGCUCAGUUUGGAUCGCUAUGUAGCUGUGGUACAUCCUAUCAGCUCUGCCCGAUACAGGCGGCCAAGUGUAGCCAAGAUGGUCAAUCUUGGAGUAUGGCUCUUUUCAAUCCUUAUUAUACUCCCCAUUGUAGUCUUCUCCAGCACUGCACCUAACAGCGAUGGCACUGUGGCUUGUAAUGUGUUAAUGCCUGAACCGUCACAACGCUGGGUGGUUGUAUUCGUGCUGUACACUUUUUUGAUGGGCUUUCUCCUACCAAUGGCUGCUAUAUGUCUCUGCUAUAUUCUAAUUAUCACAAAGAUGAGAGUAGUAGCCCUCAAGGCUGGUUGGCAACAGAGGCGUCGAUCCGAACGUAAACUCACACUUAUGGUGACUGUGGUGGUGACUGUUUUUGUGGUAUGUUGGAUGCCCUUUUAUGUGGUUCAGCUAGUGGGAGUUUUUGCAAGGAAAGGUGACACUACAGUUAGCCAGCUGUCAGUUGCACUUGGUUAUGCAAAUAGUUGUGCCAAUCCAUUCCUGUAUGGAUUUCUCUCAGACAAUUUUAAACGCUCUUUCCAGAAGGUGCUCUGCCUCAGCUGGAUGGAGAAUGCCAAUGAGGAACCGGUGGAUUAUUAUGCAACUGCUUUGAAAAGUAGAGCAUAUAGUGCUGAGGAGCUGCAGAAUGGCAUGUUGACCACGGGAGGUAUAUACAGCAAUGGCACUUGUACAUCUAGAACUCAUUAAUUCAUUUACCUGGACACUCAAGGACUGCUGUCUUCUUUUAAGUACAACACAAUGUACUGGCAAUGAUUUAGUAAUAAGGGCAACGUUUCCCUCAAUACAGUAACCAAUAACAGUUAUCAGCUACUAGCCUUCAAGGGUCAAAAUCUAGUCAUACACAGAGAUCCAAAUUUUGAUCAGUGGAUCCAUCUUAGUGGUUGGUCCAGGUAGGCUCAUAUGAACAUUUAUCCCUUGAGCCAACAACCAAAUUACAUAGAUAACCCACAAAGAGCUGAGUCAGUUGAGGGCUGAACUGCACCAAUGGCCCAGUGAGAUGCUUGGCUUGCAGAGUUUUGCCUCAGACUUUACUAAAUACUGAGCAGGUAGGAGUUCAUUUUGGUUCCUCACACCAGCCAAUAUGUCUCCAUAUAUAUAUAGGGAUCUAAAUGCUGUUAAUAAAUGUUUCUAAAUGUAGAAAAGUACAUUUUGUGCUGUAUUUAAUGAUCAGGACCAAUAUUGUAUACAUCUGUUUCACUUUUUCAGGCAAAUCCCCCAUUUGUACAUAAUGUACAGAAUGUAGCAGCAUAGGGUAAUUAUGUAUCAGUCUGUACAGCGCCUUAUUCUGGUGCCAGUAAUUCUGGUAUUCUGUAUAUUCGGGUAUUCAGUAUUCUGGUGCCUUGCCAAUAAUUUGGUCAGUGUAUGUAACAUAUGCACACAAUUCUCUCUUGGAUUCCGCUCCAUGACAUGCUAUGUGUAGUAUAAUUAACGGUAAAUGUUGUCAGUGGAUCAAAGUGUGCAUUAUUAUUUUGAGGUUAGGAGUCAAGUUAUAUCCCCAUGUAUUAAAUGCUUUUUAUAUGUUGCAGAGGGUAUACUGAAUAAAAUUAAUAUAUUUCUGUCUGUUCCCAAACUCUGUUCUCUGCUUUGGUUCAUUUACCGACAAUACAUUGGUGAUAGAGCAUUAUUUGAUAUGUUUAUAUAAUUGAUAAUGUUACUUUUUUCCAAAAUGAACAUAGAUUAUGAUGAACAUUGUAUUGAUGAAGAAUUGCAUUUCUCUGUCUUGUCUAAUAGAUCUAAGUCAACCACAGGGAACCUUCAGAGCUUUCUGGAGCCAAAUGAAUGCUUUCAUUAACAUAAGCCAUAGUUGAACAAGUGAAGUAAAGCACAGAAAGUCACUGCUAUGGGUUUCAUAGAAAAAUCACUUCUUUUUAUCCAGAUAUGUUUUUUGUUUUAUUAUCACAGACAUGGCAAACUGUCAUUCUUUUCUUUUGUGUGUGUGUUCCUUUACUCCCCCAACCCCACCCUGUUACACCCCUGGUCACACCUCCGAUCACCCUCCCAGCUUUGCCAAAUGCCACUUGUAUCUAAGUUCAUUUUCAGAGGGUUAAGGGCCUUUUCAAUUCUGGGGGUAACUUUAAUUCGGGUGUCAGAACAGAUGACAGAGCUAAAAAGGGGUGGCCAAAACCAGGUAGUAGACCGGGAGAGGAGUAAACCAAACUCUCAGGAGAGUUAAUAUGUCUGUUACCAUCAUAUACAAUUAUAUAUUUUAUCUUUUGCAGACAUUCUCCAAACAGAAUAUUUUUAGGUUUAUGGUGUGAUGAACAUUAUGUCCCGAUUAAGUAUAUUAAGUGCGUUUCCUUUCCCAAUGAUUUUCAGAAUCGAGCCGUCACCAUCUGUUUGGAUACUCUGCAAUGUGCUUUAUACCCAAAGUGUGUCUCCCAUGUCGAGUCCCUGUAUUUGUGUUUUG
Molecule: messenger RNA, 4065 nt
Organism: Xenopus laevis (African clawed frog)
Lineage: Eukaryota; Metazoa; Chordata; Amphibia; Anura; Pipidae
Gene: sstr1.L
Product: somatostatin receptor 1 L homeolog
Exons: 1
Coding region: 1236-2345 (369 amino acids)
Biological process (GO): somatostatin signaling pathway; cellular response to estradiol stimulus; signal transduction
Cellular component (GO): plasma membrane; neuron projection; membrane
Molecular function (GO): somatostatin receptor activity; peptide binding; G protein-coupled receptor activity
Source: RefSeq, a predicted model, not a curated record